Messenger RNA from Carica papaya (papaya), 1655 nucleotides. Its product is annotated as dnaJ protein homolog. Gene Ontology annotation, molecular function: Hsp70 protein binding; ATP binding. The record is from RefSeq and is a predicted model, not a curated record. Gene Ontology annotation, biological process: response to heat; protein folding. NCBI's taxonomy places the organism in Eukaryota, Viridiplantae, Streptophyta, Magnoliopsida, Brassicales, Caricaceae.
AUCUGGACCGUUCACUAAAUCGAAUAUAAUCAAAGAUCUAACCUCAGAUCCACCCUCUUUCUUUCUCUCGCCGUCUAGCGGGUGCUCUGCUCUUUCGUUCUCUGCGGCCAAUCCUCGGAACCUAAACACUGCGAAUAAAAAGAGAAAAAAGAGGUAAAGAUGUUUGGGAGAGCUCCAAAGAAAAGCGACAACACAAAGUACUACGAGAUUCUUGGAGUCUCAAAAAAUGCUUCGCAGGAUGAUCUGAAGAAGGCUUACAGGAAAGCCGCAAUCAAGAACCAUCCCGACAAGGGUGGUGACCCUGAGAAGUUUAAAGAAUUGGCCCAAGCUUAUGAGGUUCUAAGCGACCCGGAGAAACGUGAGAUUUAUGAUCAAUAUGGUGAAGAUGCUCUCAAGGAAGGAAUGGGUGCAGGUGGAGGUGGCCAUGACCCAUUUGAUAUUUUCCAAUCCUUUUUUGGUGGCAAUCCAUUUGGUGGUGGUGGAAGCAGCAGAGGGCGAAGACAGAGGCGGGGAGAGGAUGUUGUGCAUCCACUAAAGGUUUCUUUGGAAGAUCUGUAUAAUGGAACGUCCAAAAAACUCUCUCUUUCACGUAAUAUAAUCUGCUCCAAGUGCAAAGGAAAAGGUUCCAAAUCAGGUGCAUCAAUGAAAUGCCCUAGCUGCCAAGGUUCUGGGAUGAAGAUUUCAAUUAGACAGCUUGGCCCUGGUAUGAUCCAGCAGAUGCAGCAUCCUUGCAAUGAGUGUAAGGGUACUGGUGAGACUAUUAAUGAUAAGGAUCGCUGCCCACAAUGCAAGGGUGAUAAGGUUGUACAGGAGAAAAAAGUAUUGGAAGUCAUUGUUGAGAAGGGAAUGCAAAAUGGACAAAAGAUUACAUUCCCUGGAGAAGCUGAUGAAGCGCCUGACACCAUUACUGGGGACAUUGUAUUUGUCCUACAACAGAAAGAACAUCCAAAAUUUAAGAGAAAGGGUGAUGACCUCUUUGUGGAGCAUACUCUGUCCCUCACAGAGGCGCUUUGUGGUUUCCAAUAUGUGUUGACCCAUUUGGAUGGCAGGCAACUUCUAAUUAAAUCUCAACCUGGGGAAGUUGUAAAGCCUGAUCAAUUUAAGGCCAUUAAUGACGAGGGAAUGCCAAUAUAUCAGAGGUCAUUCAUGAAGGGUAAAUUGUACAUUCACUUCAGUGUUGACUUCCCAGACUCGCUAAGCCCUGAGCAAUGCAAAUCUUUGGAAGCUGUGCUACCGCCGAGAACCUCAGUUGAGCUGACGGACAUGGAGCUCGAUGAAUGUGAGGAGACUACUUUGCAUGAUGUUAACAUUGAGGAGGAGAUGCGCAGGAAGCAGGCUCAGGCUCAAGAAGCAUACGAGGAAGAUGAUGAUAUGCAUGGAGGUGCGCAGAGAGUGCAAUGUGCUCAGCAAUAAUCAAUGACUGGAGACUGAGGGAAAGGAUUUGACAUCAUGGGCUUUACAAGAUCACAGAACAGAUUCUUCUAAUUGGUAUCUUCUACUGUUAUAAUAGGGGAUUACAGUUCUAGCUUUUCCUUGUUUAUGGGAUUUUCGUUGUGCUUGCUUACAUUUUAAUGUGUAUUUCAGGUUUAGCACCUGAAUUAGUUCCAUAUCUCUUGCGUGAAUAAUUUAACAAUUCUCUGUGAUGCUGCGAUCAA